UGCAGGGACCCUUGUGCCAUGCCAGGCACCCGGCAGCCUGCUCUGAGUGUCCCCAAACAGGCAAGUCCUACCUGUGCAUCCUUCGGCUCCUGUGAGUCCCAGAGGUGCUCAGUGCCUGCUUUGACACGAAGCCUUGAGUUGGCUCCUGCCUGCUUGGGACUAAUUAUGGGGGAGCUGCUGCUUGGGGCAGGGUGGGGUUUGCGGGAGGCCCCCGGGCUGAGACCACUGCAGUGAGGCCCUGGGGAAAGAGCCGUGAUGGGGAUGUAGCAGCAGCCUGGGGCUGCGGCUGUGCCCUGCGGGGGAUGGGACAAGCCUGGCGUAGUCUGCGGGUCCCCCAGCUCCUGCUGCAGUCGGGGGCACCCAUCCGGGUACCCCUAUGGGGUGCGGGGUGCUCUGACACCUCACCUGUGGCUUUGGGGAUCAGCGGCGCGGGUGUGGGGCAGGGGACGGUGCUGGCAGCCCCCCGGCAGCCCCCUGAGGCCGGGGGUGGCGGUGGCAUCCCUGCAAUGCGCUUGGCAUCGCCGGCCCGGGCUGGCGCUUGCAGAUGUCCAUGUGAUCAAGGGGCUGCUCGGUGCUGCGCCGGGUCCAGCCGCCGUGAGGGCGAGGCAGCCAGAAGGUCGAGCCGGCGUCCCCGGCACAGCGUCCCCAGCACCCGGGAGGGGUCCCCCGGCACCGGCCGGCGCCCCUCGGGGACACCCCUGCCAUGAUGCCCCGCGGGAAGAGGGACCCGGUGCUGCUGUCCCGCGCCGAGCUGCCCGGCACCGACGGCGAGGGCGGCCGCAGCAGCGGGGACGGCCGGCGCUCCGUGUCGGAGGAGGAGGAGGGCCACCUCGCCGGCCUCCCCCGCGACGACCUCGCCAAGAGCAUGUCGGGCUCCUCCGUGUCGUCCUACCACUCUGCCCUGUGCUCCGACGGGACGGAGACCUUCAAGGACUGCCUGGAGUUCCUGGACGAGGAGGGGGGGACCCCCCCCAGGGCUGCCCCCAGCGUCCCCCCGCCGCCCGGCCCCCUCGCACGCCCGCGGCAGGCUCAGCUGUCCAACGCGGCUAAGAAUAGCCCAGCGCCGGGGCAGGGCGGCAGGAUGGGUCCCCUCGGUGGGGACCGGCAGGCUGUCACCGCCGCCACCGCCACCAGCAGCGGGGAGCUGGCUCUGCCCAGGGGGAUGCUCGGCGAGGGGCCCAGCGAUUCGGAUGAGGUGGACGGCGAGGUGCGGGCGCUCACGGCCAGGGCUUUCCGGAGCAUCUCCGGUCCCCCCGGCGCCCGGCUCGACAUGUGCAGCUCCCACACCUCCUCCAGCCUCUCCAACUCACUGUCGGAGGACGGCGGGCGGCCGCGGAGGUGGCCGAUGGCUGGCGGCGAGCCCCGGGGCACCGCGGCACCUCUCCAUGGCAGGGUGUGCUGGCCCUUCCCCGCAGGCAUGGACGGGGAGCUGCUGGGCUUGCUGGGAAAGGAACAGUUCGAGUGCGUGGAUGUGGAGCUGGAGAGCGGUGAGGCCAGGAAGGGCCAUGGCAAGAAGAGGACUGUCCCGAAGCGGCAGAUCCUGCUGAAGAGGAAGGAAAGGAAGGAAACGGGUUUUGUCCCCCGGGGGGAUGCCCCGGCCCCGCAGCCCGUGCCCCCUGCCAGGAAGGAGCCCCCCAGCAAGGGCAGAGCCAUCGGUGAGGACUUUAGGCUCAACUACAAGCAGUUCAUGAAGACGGCUUCCCUGGAUGCCGACACCAGCAAGACCAGGGCGGCCUCUUGCCUGGUGAAGAACGUCCUCGCCAAGAAAAUGCAGUACGAGCAGAGGAUCAAGAUGGAGCAGAAGGGGCUGCGGGGCAGCUCGACCUCUUCGGGGCCAUCCUCCGCCGGCACCGACCUGCUGGGUGAUGGUCUGGAGGGCAAGUCCAGCUCCUUAUCCCGCUCCGACUGCAGCUUCUCAGCGGAGGACUUGCGGGGUGGCGGGAUGCCGGUGGCACCGGUGGCCGUGGGGAACGCCGCCACCACCCACCCCGCCAAGGGGGUGGUUCUGAGCAAGGCGACCAGGGAGAACGUCUGCAAGCUGAAGAAGACCUUCAACGAGCUCAACGAGAGGAUCAAGUACCAGGAGGUGAUGGAGGGCCACUGGCUGCCCGGCACCACCGAGCAGCCGCCGCCGGAGAGGAUCCGCUACCGGCAAGCCCGUGCCUUGUUCGAAGCGCAGCCUGGGGUGGGGAAGGUGCUGGAUGUCGCCCCGAGGUUUGGGAGAGCUCCGAAGCCGUGGCCCAGCUUGAGGCAGCGAGCCAUCUGCCCCGGCCACCCGCAGACCCUGCCCGCCGAGCCCGACCCCUUCCCUGCUGUGCCUCCGCGCCGCACCUUCACCUCGCGGGCGCAGGACGUGAGGCUGGUGCCGCAGAACCGACACGAGGAGAAGCCCCCGGCGGCGCCGCGCCAGCCCCCCAGCCCCCCGGCACGGCGGUCCCCGCCGCCCGUGCCCCCCAAGCCGGAGGAGAAGGGGAAGGGGCGCAUCCCGCAGCCCCGCGACGUGCGCAAGCUGGUGAAGAGCAGCUACAGCCUCUGCUUCGGGACCGCCGGUGCAUCCCGCGGCACCACGGCCCCGGCGAGCAGCGCGGAGCCGGCCGCGGCCGCCCCGCUGGUGAUCCACUGCAGCUCGGUGUGCCGCCGGGAGCCCGCGCCGCGGCCGGGACACGAGGAGGUGCCGGCAGAGCCAGCCCCGCUGUGUAACCGGGGCAGCCGCUCCCCCCCGCCGCGCCGCUCCCCCGUGCACAUCACCAGGGUCCAGGCCACACGGCGGGGCUCGGCUGCAGCGGAGGGGCCUCCGGCGUCCCCCCCGCGCCGGGAGCGCAGCGAGCUCCGGGUCCCGCCGCGGGCAGCGACGGCCGAGGGGGUGCCCCACAUGGAGACCCACCUCCACGUGCUGGUGGGGCCGCGCUCCGGGGCAGGGCUCCCGGCGCAGAGCAGCGCGGUGCUGCGCACGGAGAAGACCGUCCUGCUCCCGCCGCCGGCCCCGAGCCCCGCGGAAGGACACGGCCACGGCCACGGCGGUGACCCCCAUCCCGGAGCGGGGCCUGGCAGCACCGCGCACCCGCGGCCGGGGAAGGCGGCAGCGAGAACCGCGCCAGAGCCGCCUGCAAGAGAGCAGGGGCAGCACCGGGCCCAGGCCCCGCUGGUGUCGGGGGGCAGCGGCGGCUCCGCGGGUGGCUCCGGCCCCGUCGCCCCGUUCCGGGGUGGGGAGGGCGCUGAGGCUGCCUCUGCCCGGCUGCCGGAGCGGAGGGACCCCUGGGAGCGCCCGACGUGGCCGGCAGCCCCCGAGCCGGCCCCUGCCGCUGCCCCGGCCGAGAGCUCCAACUACUUGGCAAUUCCUGAGAAAGCCCCGAAACCGGCUCCGGGGCCAGCGCUGCCCCUGGUCCCCAGCGCGGCCAGCGGCUCCUUUGGGAGCCCUGCACUCCCCAGCGCCGCCACUGCACCCUUUGGGACCCCUGCAGCCUCCAACCCCAUCACUGCACCCUUUGGGACCCCUGCAGCCUCCAACCCAACCAGUGCACCCUUUGGGACCCCUGCAGCCUCCAACCCAACCAGUGCACCCUUUGGGACCCCUGCACUCCCCAACCCAACCAGUGCACCCUUUGGGACCCCUGCAGUCCCCAACCCAAUCACUGCACCCUUUGGGACCCCUGCACCUCCAACCACCACACCCAACCCCAUCACUGCACCCUUUGGGACCCCUGCAGCCUCCAACCCCAUCACUGCACCCUUUGGGACCCCUGCACUCCCCAACCCAACCAGUGCACCCUUUGGGACCCCUGCAGUCCCCAACCCAAUCACUGCACCCUUUGGGACCCCUGCAGCCUCCAACCCCAUCACUGCACCCUUUGGGAUCCCUGCAGCCUCCAACCCCAUCACUGCACCCUUUGGGACCCCUGCAGCCUCCAACCCAAUCACUGCACCCUUUGGGACCCCUGCAGUCCCCAACCCAACCAGUGCACCCUUUGGGACCCCUGCAGUCCCCAACCCAAUCACUGCACCCUUUGGGACCCCUGCAGUCCCCAACCCAAUCACUGCACCCUUUGGGACCCCUGCAGUCCCCAACCUUGCCAGUGCACCCUUUGGGUCCCCCUUUGUUCCCAAGCCAGCCAGCACAUCUUUUGGGACUGCCACAGUCCCCAGCAUGACCAACUCACCCUUUGGCUACCCAUCAGCCUCCAGCCUGGCCAGCGUAUCGUAUGGGACUCCCUUGGUCUCCAACCCUACCAACAAGUCUUUUGGGACCCCCGUGAUCCCCUACCCAGCCAGUGGCAGUGCAUCCUUUGGGAGCCCUUUGGUCCCCAGCCUGUGCAGUGCAUCAUUUGGGACCCCUUUGGUCCCUAAUCCAUCAAGUGUAUCCUUUGGGACCCCUUUGAUCCCCAAUCCAUCCAGCACAUCCUUUGGGCCCCCCUUGGUCCCUAACUCAGCCAACACAUUCUUUGGCACCCCAUUGGUCCCCAGUCGAUCCGGCACAUCCUCUGGGACCCCCCUGGUCCCUAACUCAGCCAGUGCUUCUUUUGAGAGCCCCUUGGUCUCCAGUCAAUCCAGCACAUCCUUUGGGUCCCCCUUGGGCACCAGCCCAGUCCCCACUUCCUUUGGGCACCCACCAGUCCCCAGCAUGGCCAGCUCAUUCUUUGGAUCCCCGCUGGGCCCCAACCCAGCCAGUGCCCCACUGGGGGCCGGUGUGUCUCCCCUGCCCGGUGGGGACGUGCCCUGGAGCAAACCCAGCACCGAGCCCCCCCUGCCCCGGCCCCCCCAAGGCCUGGUGGCUGCAGAGCACCCGGUGCCCUCAGCCCAGCCUCAGCCUCGCCUCGAGGAUGCUCCCCCCUUCCUAAGGAGCACUGAUGGUGCCUCUCCAAGCAGUAAGAACACACCAAGCUCCACCAAGCCCUUUGCUCCCCCCCUGCCCACACACCGGAGGAUGCUCGUGGAUCCCGACAGUGGGAAAUGCUACUACAUGGAGCCCCCGCGGCAGCCCCAGCUGAAAACCCUGUACGACCCCGAGACCGGGCAGUACCUGGAGGUGCUCGUCCCACCAGUGGCGUCACACGCCGGGCUCUACCAAGCUCCUUACAACCCCCUGGUCAUGCCCCCGGGGGUCUAUGGCCCACCCUAUGUGCCCUACAGUGGCUUCCAGGGGCUCCCGGUACCCCCGGCACCCUCUGCCCCAUCUCCAGUGCACCCUGACCCGCCGGCCGCUGACACCCCCAGCUUCUCUGGGACCUUCAGCUCUGCCCCCAAGGGCGAGGGGCCGCCCGCUGCCGGGGGUCCCGACUGCGGGUACCUGGAGAGCCUGUACUACAUCCCCACGGGGAUGCGGGCCAGCCCCGGGCCCAGCCAGCCCCCUGCCCGCAGCAGCCCUGCAAGGCCUGAGCAGGGACCACUGCUCCGGAUGUGAUGGUCCUCGAUGGAUGUGAAUGGCCGGGCUUUAACCCCAGCGUAAGCAUCAUCCCCAGCAUGGGAGAGAG
Neopsephotus bourkii (Bourke's parrot) is the source of this 5468-nucleotide messenger RNA. It is a transcript of the gene PROB1, whose product is annotated as proline rich basic protein 1. The transcript has a single exon. The coding region runs from base 707 to 5398 and encodes 1563 amino acids. NCBI's taxonomy places the organism in Eukaryota, Metazoa, Chordata, Aves, Psittaciformes, Psittacidae. The record is from RefSeq and is a predicted model, not a curated record.